Suhomyces tanzawaensis NRRL Y-17324 is the source of this 279-nucleotide messenger RNA. RefSeq lists its product as uncharacterized. Lineage: Eukaryota; Fungi; Ascomycota; Pichiomycetes; Serinales; Debaryomycetaceae. Bases 1 to 279 code for a protein of 92 amino acids. The record is from RefSeq and is a predicted model, not a curated record. The transcript has a single exon.
AUGCCUGUUUGCGCCUCUCCGUUUCAGCCCGUUACGCUUCCAUGCGCUCGCCAGGCCAUCGUCCUGUGCGGGCUUCAUCGCGCUGCAUCGCGCUCCACCACGCCUGAGCCACCACGCCAGCGAGGCAUCUCCGACGCAGGGUGUCUCCCACACCACGCCAGAUCUAGCACGGCUGAACCACCCAGCGUCUCCCGCCUGACGGCACUCGUAAUGGAAGCAGCCUCCUUACGUCACUACUCACUGCUGAUCACCCUACCAGGGUCUUCCCCUGCCGUGUAA